GGUGAGAAAGCGAUAAAACAUUCUCAGCGUCAGAAGCUUACACUGCUCUAUACGACAAAAACACCCUUACUUGCCCAAUACCUCUCUCACCUGCUUCCUCUAUGACUGACCCUUACUGUAUGUAACUGUAAAAAACUUCACUCUUCCAAUAAUUUUGCGUCCUUCAACAAAACGCCGUCAUUUUGAAUGUUGCUCUCUCCUUCUUCCUCCCCGGCUCCGGCUAAUUCCCCGCCUGCCACGUCUUCACCUCCGUCAGAUUCCUUACCUGACACGUCAUCACCUCCAGCUCCUCCUUUGUCUCCUAUUUCCCCGCCAUUGAGCUCUCCUCCUCCGUUGCCUCCCCCACCGCCCCUCUUAGCUCCCACCGCUUCCCCACCGCCUCUUCCGAUUGAAUCUCCUCCGUUAGAAUCUCCACCGUCUCCGCCGUUAGCAUCUCCACCGUCUCCUUCAUUAGUAUCUCCACCGACUCCUCCAUUAGAAUCUUCAUCACCACCGUCUCCUCAGGCCUCAGCUCCUUCCGGUUCACCGCCAUUGCCCUUCCUUCCCGCCAAAACGUCUCCGCCGCCUUCUCCCCUUCCCUUUGAGACAUCACCGCCGGGGAAAACCAUUUUCCCGCCGCCUCCUUCACUUCCCUCCGAUCCAACCACGCCGGAGAAUACGGCUUCUCCUCCACCGCCGUCUACUCCUCGCCGCCGUGCCCGUAAGCCUUCGCUUCCUCCUCCCACCAAUUCCUCCCCACCAAAACCUUCUCUGAGCACUCCGACUCUCCCGGAAACUUCUCCUCCACCUAAACCACCGCUCUCGACGACGCCAUUCCCCUCUUCAUCCACUCCGCCGCCGAAGAAGUCACCGGCAACAGCAACUCUUCCUUUCUUUGGGCCUACUGGCCCACUAACGGGGACAGCAGCACCACCUAUUGGGCCCGUUAUAGAGCCCAAGACAAGUCCCGGCGAAUCGAUAUCUCCCGGAACGCCACAGCCACUUGUACCGAAGAGUCUGCCUGAGACGACGUCGUAUCACCGCUCUUCCGCCGGAUUCUUAUUUGGCGCUGUAAUCGUUGGAGCUCUCCUACUUGUUCUGUUAGGCCUUCUCUUUGUCUUUUACCGAGCUACCAGAAAUAGAAAUAACGACAGCUCUGCUCCUCAUCAAUCCAAAACUCCAUCAAAAGUUCAACAUCAUCGAGGCGGUAAUGUCGGGUCAAACCAGACGCAUGUUAUCACAAUGCCACCUCCAAUCAAUGCUGCACCACCUAAAUAUUCAUCUAGUGGAGGUCAUGGUACUAAGGAGAACAAUGCUGUUUCUACAAUGCCAUCUGGAAUGUUCACCUACGAAGAACUUUUAGAGGCAACCGGUGGAUUUUCAGAGGCGAAUCUUUUGGGAGAAGGCGGUUUUGGUUAUGUUCACAAAGGAAUAUUGAAAAACGGGAUAGAAGUUGCGGUGAAGCAGCUGAAGAUUGGAAGCUAUCAAGGGGAAAGAGAGUUCCAAGCUGAGGUUGACACAAUCAGUAGGGUUCAUCAUAAGCAUCUCGUUUCGUUGGUUGGUUAUUGCGUUAACGGAGAUAAAAGACUCUUGGUUUACGAGUUUGUUCCUAAAGAUACGUUGGAGUUCCACUUACAUGGAAACAGAGGAAGUGUGUUGGAGUGGGAACUGAGGCUCAGGAUUGCUGUAGGAGCAGCAAAAGGAUUAGCGUAUCUUCAUGAGGAUUGCAGUCCAACUAUAAUUCACCGUGAUAUCAAAGCAGCUAAUAUCCUUCUAGAUUCCAAAUAUGAGGCAAAGGUCUCUGACUUUGGACUAGCCAAGUUCUUUUCAGACACUAAUUCAUCAUUCACUCAUAUCUCUACUCGAGUGGUAGGAACUUUCGGAUACAUGGCUCCAGAAUACGCGUCUAGUGGGAAAGUAACUGAUAAGUCAGAUGUAUAUUCAUUUGGGGUCGUGCUUCUAGAACUCAUCACUGGACGUCCAUCAAUUUUUGCCAAAGAUCCUACCACAAACCAGAGUUUAGUUGAUUGGGCGAGGCCGUUGCUUGCGAAAGUGAUUUCUGGAGAAAAUUUUGACCUUGUUGUAGACCAGAGGUUGGAGAAGAAUUAUGACACAACUCAGAUGGCAAACAUGGCUGCUUGUGCUGCUGCUUGCAUACGCCAAUCAGCUUGGCUUCGGCCCCGAAUGAGCCAGGUAGUACGUGCUCUUGAAGGCGAGGUGGCCCUAAGAAAGGUCGACGAGACUGGGAAUGGCAGGACGUAUAGCUCUUCUGAAAACCCGAAUGACAUCACACCACGGUACGUAACAAGUAAGAGGAGAUUCGACACAGGUUCAAGCGAUGGUUACACUUCAGAAUAUGGAAUCAACCCAUCUCAGUCGAGCAGUGAACAACAACAUGUGAGUAUUUAGUUUUAAGGUUCCACCACAAUUAUAUUAUUGACUUUUAGAAUACGGUCAUCUGGGGUUUAACAAAAAGAAUGUGGUAAGAAAUUAGCCUACUUCAUUCAUUUGUAGCUAAGGGUUCUGAAGAACACUGCUUGUGUUCAUUUGGGGAUCGUUUAUGUACAAAUUUGUUGUAAUAUUGGGGCACAACCGCACAAGUUUAAUUAUUUUGAAAUUA
This is a messenger RNA of Camelina sativa (false flax), 2599 nucleotides long. RefSeq names its product proline-rich receptor-like protein kinase PERK14. Gene Ontology annotation, molecular function: ATP binding; protein kinase activity. Gene Ontology annotation, biological process: protein phosphorylation. NCBI's taxonomy places the organism in Eukaryota, Viridiplantae, Streptophyta, Magnoliopsida, Brassicales, Brassicaceae. The record is from RefSeq and is a predicted model, not a curated record.